GGCAACUAUUUAUGUGGCGCGCCCUCUAUUAAAAGAAUAUUGGUGCGGCUUAUGGUUGUGCAGAACAAACCAGGUGAGCUCGGGCAUGGGACUUUGGGAGAUCAUUUUAAUACAAGGUGAUACAUUACUGGAAAGAAAUGUAGUGUGACUGAAAGGCCAUGUUACACCAGCCAUGUACGUCAACCAUCAUCAUGAAUCCAGUCAGAAGUGUGACGUAACAACUUGUCAAGCCGUGAUGUUGUGCCAUUUACCAUACCAUGUUCCGCCAUCAGGAUGUGUGAACCGGAACGUUAUUUUCCCGAAACAUAAUUGUCGGUCGGCAAGCUUUCACAUACAUCGGUGGAUCCAGAAUGUACUCUCACCCCCUAUUUCUACCAUUAAGAGGCACACCGUGUGCACACGGCCCCCUCAACCUCACUCGGGACGGCCCUGCCAUCAACGUGACGCUCGAGGAAUACUUCGUGGGGCAUCCGCCGUCCUGCUUCAGUGUCAAGGAGCGGACGACUCGGUGGAGGAAGCAACAACGCCAGUACCUCAGUCCUGACCCCACCAAGAUCACAUCGUGUGCCCGGUCCGCGAAAGACAUCUUUUGGGACUCAAAAGGAGGAUGUCUGUGGGUUCACACAGAAGCAGAGCUUGAGACCCUGACGGAGACACUUCUCACCCUGCCCAUCUUCUUGACCGCCCAGUUGCAGCGAGGUGCACAGGAGACCAGCAAACAGACACUUGUACACAGAGGCGAAGCAUUUGUAAUCGUGAAUACCCAAAACUGGCAGAUCCAAAAUCACUUCAAAAGACGUCUAGCAGAAGCUAUGGACCUCAUGCGCAAAAGGAAGAAUUUUGCCGUCGAGUUUGACUUCAACCCCGCUCUUGAGGGGUGGCUGGAGUCUGCCUUUGUCAGGCAAGGCGCAGCUGGCAGCACCGGGCCCUGUGCCUGUUACGGCGUCCGUUACAUGAGCAGGCACGCUAAGAUCACCGUCACCAACUACGGAGAGAAGCCGCCUUUUUUCUUCUGCCCGGAAUGCAGCAAGACAACCUGCCGUAUACUGAGCUGGGUCUGCCUCCUGCCAUGCUGCUGGGUGGCUUGUCCGGUCUACAGGCUCCAGCGAUCCCUGAGAGCCACCGACCUCGGCGGAGCGGUACCCGAGGAGCUGUGCACUACAUCGCUCAACCAGAACAUGGCGAUCACGGAUGCCGACUUCGACCGCCCCGCAGGCAAUUCAGAGCUUGGCUCAAUCCAAGGACCAGCCACCAACCUCAGCGGAGCGGUACCCGAGGAGCUGUGCACUACAUCGCUCAACCAGAACAUGGCGAUCACGGACGCCGACUUCGACCGCCUGCCAUGCUAUUCAGAGCUUGGCUUAAUCCAAGGACCAGCCACCGACAUCGGCGGAGCGGUACCCGAGGAGCUGUGCACUACAGCGCUCAACCGGAACAUGGCAAUCACGGACGCCGACUUCGACCGCCCGCCAUGCUAUUCAGAGCUUGGCUCAAUCCAAGGACAAUUCGAUCAAAAUUGACUCACUUCAUCAGAUUAGGUUUCUAAUUUUGCCUUGAUUGUUUUUCGGCAAAUCAUGCCUUUAAUGUUCUGAUGGGGCCGUAUCAUAAGUCCGACGCCUCAUAGGUCCCAUGCCCCAUGAGGCAUCAGACUGAUGAGGCACAAAUCGUCCGACAAUGGACAGACGAUGUUUGGGAUUUAUGAGGCGUCGGGGCAAUGAGGUGUUGGACUUUUGCGGCGUCGGACCUAUGAGGCAGAAUAAAUCAAUCUUAUGCCUAAUAAGUCCAACGCCUCAUAAUGUCCGACGCCUCAUAAGUUCGAAAUUUCGGACUUAUGAGGCGUUGGACCUAUGAGGCGUCGGACUUAUGAGCGGACCCCAUUCUAAUUCUCUACUGAUUUGUUUGAUUGAAAAUUUGAUGGGAAAAAAAUUGACCGGAGCUGAGAGUGAGCCAUGCGACCUCCGGAAUUCAUCACCAUUGCUCUGCCAACUGAGCUAGUAUCCAGUUCUAUGUUGGCAGUUCCCCAUUUUUGCCAAGUUUGGGGCUGUUUUGUACAUAAAAUGGCUGCAUUUAUGCUUCUGAAAUCUUAUUUGUAAAGGGCAAUGUUGCAAUAUUAUGCUUGUAAACACAUGAGAUUACUAUUGUGAUUAUUAUAAUUAUGACAUAAUAUAUUAAAUUUUGACUGGAUUAUAUAAUAAAGUUUUAUUGAUGUUAAUUAUUCUGUGCUGCAGCCUUCCCGCACAGCCUUCAUGCAUAUCAUAUCAUGCCGUGAAUAUAGUAUGAAAUUUUCUCGGUGUUAAAUAUUACAGUUGACUCUCGUCAGUACAGGGGGAGUAAGUAACAAAAACAAAGGAAAUCCGAAAUGGCGCCCCCUAGGUUGUAAAGAAGUUCUGCAUGUAGUACUUUCCAGAUCUAGGAAAUGAAAGCUCAAUUAAUGAGCUUUCCUAUAGUACAAAAUUUAUUCAAAUCACUCUGUACUGUUUGAGUAACAUUUACAAAUGUACAUGUAUAUUAUUUUGAACACAAAUGUAGUUUUUAAAUUCUGUGCACGCAUCACAUUUAAGAUACAUGUACUUGAUAUUUCAGGGAGAAUGAAACCGUGUCGCAUCAUGAAAACGAUAUCAGAAUAAUCCCAUACAAGUCUGCAAACAAUUAUUUGCAAAAACAUGUAAUUAAGUGGCCCCAAAAAAAUUAUGUACAUUUAUCAAUAAUUAUAGUUUGCAAACAAGCAUUUAUCAAUAAUUAUAUGUUCCCAAUAAAAUUAUAUAUUUUUAUAAUUAUAGUUUGUAAACAAUUAUUUGUAAACAAUUAUGUUGCAAACAAAAUUAUAUAUAAAUAAUUAUAGUUUGCAAACAAUUAUUUGUAGAUAAUUAUGUUGCAAAAAAAGUUAUUGGUAAAUAAUAUAGUGGCAAAUAAAUGCAUUCACAUAUAAAACAAACUGCCAAACAAUUAUUAAUAUAUAAUUGUCGGAGAAGAAAUGUAUGAUAAUGUAAAUAAUGAAUUACAUAUAAGUAAAUAAGUCUUAAUAAGCCGGAAAAGUAAAUCAUAUAAUAAAUAAUAACAAAUGAAUUAUAUAGAAUUUUGUUAGAACAAAGUAUUUACACAUGGCGCCUCAUACGGAAAAUUGAUCCAAAAAAGUGACCAAAAACGAGCGCCCUAAUAAGUUUCCCCAAAUUGCGGCUAAUUGUUUUUCAGUAACCAUUUCCCCAUAUGGUAUAGAGAGUUCUGAUAUGAACGAAUAUGAAAAGCAAUGGGCGCACAGUGCGUAGUUUGCAUCGCGGUUUUGAAGAGCGGCCCCUGU
Molecule: messenger RNA, 3298 nt
Organism: Patiria miniata (bat star)
Lineage: Eukaryota; Metazoa; Echinodermata; Asteroidea; Valvatida; Asterinidae
Exons: 7
Coding region: 351-1520 (389 amino acids)
Source: RefSeq, a predicted model, not a curated record